AUGGCUUCUGAACCAAGACCUUCGGACACCACACCUAUGAUCUCUGUCGCGUACGAUGCGACCGAGUCACCAUCUGCUGUGACGGCCAAAGAGGCCUUGAAGUUGGGGCACGACGUCACCCUGAGCUUCUCGGGCGAUGCCCUGAUCGUGAAAGACAAGGCCAUUGCGAAGCGAGAGCGGUCCAAGUUCUGCGGCGUACCUGUUGGAGCCGCAAAGUCCGAGCUUCCCAUCCCUUUCUACAACGUCCUCUGGGCCGAGGUGACCGAGAGCGCACUGCUAAUCGACUACGCCACGGUUUCCAAGAGCCACGCCAGACCGCGAAAACUAAAAUACCCUCUUGAUGGAGUCACACUGGAAGACGCUGCGGCAUGGAUAGAAGAACUUUUGAAACGAGCAUACGGUACAGCUCAGCGGAGGAAACGCGCCAAGGUCCUUGUGAACCCGCUUGCAGGUCCCGGCGGCGCCGAUAAGAUCUGGGAGCAUACUGUCAAGCCACUCUUUGAAGCCGCCCGCAUGACACUCGAUGUCUCCCGGACCGAGUUUCACGGUGAGGCCAUUGCCAUCUGUGAAAAACUGGAUCUAGACGCCUAUGAUGUUGUGAUACCGUGCUCAGGCGAUGGGCUGCCAUAUGAGGUGUUCAAUGGCUUGGGCAAGCGUCCGGAUGGGCGUCGCGCCUUGCGCCAACUCGCUGUCGCACACAUACCAUGCGGUAGCGGCAACGGCCUAAGCUGCAACAUAAAUGGAACCUAUAAGCCGGGUCCUGCGGCUCUAGCCAUUAUCAAGGGCGUACGCACACCCUUGGAUCUGAUGAGUGUGACUCAAGGCGAUCAACGGAUGUUGAGUUUCCUCAGUCAAUCCUUCGGCAUUGUGGCUGAAUGCGACUUGGGCACCGAGAACCUCCGCUGGAUGGGCGCAGCAAGAUUCGACAUCGGUGUCGUGCAGCGGAUCUUCACAAAGCGGACCUGGCCAUGUGAGGUCUCUGUGAAGACUGUCAUUUCAGACAAGGACGAGAUCAAGGCACAUUACAGGAAAGAAACGAACUCGGCAGAUUUUCACAUCCGACGAGAGGGGGAUGCUGCUAGCUCCUCUUCGCCCAAUGCCGACUCCGUGUCCAGCGAAAACGAAGCGGGCGAAGGACUGCCACCGCUGAAGUAUGGGUCCGUCAAUGACAAGUUGCCUGCCGAUUGGGAGACAACCACCCUCGAUGAUUUGGGCAACUUUUAUUGUGGCAACAUGGGUUACAUGGCCCCGAAUGCAAAUUUCUUCGCUGCAGCUCUACCAAAUGACGGAUUGAUGGACCUUGUUAUCAACGACGGCACCAUUUCUGCAAUGAAGUAUGUUGACUUGAUGACCUCCAUCGAGAGUGGGCACUUCUUCAACAACCCACUCAUUUCGUACCGCAAGAUUGUGGCGUACCGUCUCACGCCAAAGCAGAAGACGGGCUACCUCAGCAUCGACGGUGAAGCCGUUCCUUUCGAGCCUUACCAGGUUGAGAUACAUCAAGGUUUGGGAACGGUGUUGUCGAAGAGAGGUAGAUAUGAGAUUCCGGGGCCAAUGGGAUGGGACAAACUGGGGAGCGGAGUAGUUGAGGGUAAGAGCAACGGCACGCCAUAG
Molecule: messenger RNA, 1614 nt
Organism: Neoarthrinium moseri
Lineage: Eukaryota; Fungi; Ascomycota; Sordariomycetes; Amphisphaeriales; Apiosporaceae
Exons: 3
Coding region: 1-1614 (537 amino acids)
Biological process (GO): sphingosine biosynthetic process
Cellular component (GO): cytoplasm; membrane; intracellular membrane-bounded organelle
Source: RefSeq, a predicted model, not a curated record